Molecule: messenger RNA, 1568 nt
Organism: Cladocopium goreaui
Lineage: Eukaryota; Dinophyceae; Suessiales; Symbiodiniaceae
Source: the annotation of a GenBank genome assembly
UGCCGCGGCUUCCGGCGCAGCUUGUAGGGUGAUGGCAAAUGACGAGAUCUUCGCAACGGCCGAGGUACAGGAGGUGCAACCUCCUACAGCACAAGAGUUGAGGCUCAUGUUCAAAGCUUUCGCAGAUGCGAAAGAUCGUUGGAAGAUCGAUGGUGCCACCAUGAAGGGGUACUACCUGCACUCUGAGAGUGGAUACUUGUACAUUUGGCAUCAGGCCACUGGAGUUCUGUAUGAACAUCUCCAAUCCACAGGGCAGUGCCAGGCAGUAUGGUCGUCUGCAGUACCACAGCUCAAUGCAGAGAUCUGGACGGUUUUACCGUUGCCACCCACCGACCCAGCGAGCAUGCAGGCGACCAGCGUCAGUGGCGAGUUGCCCAAUAUUGACGUUUUCAUCAACUUGACAGUCGCUCACGAGGCAAACAAGCAGAUUCCGAAAGAUCUUUUGCAGGAUGCCGUAGAGGACUUUUCCAUCCGCUGGGAGUUGAGACCACAGGAAGCCAAGAAGAUUGGGCGGCUACCUCCUGCAGGUCAGUGCUUUGCGUUGCAAAACUUUCGAGGCUCCAAGGAUCAACGAUCUGUGGCGGAGGCCUUAGAGGACUUCAUCAACGAGCUGAAAAGGGAAGAUCCACCUCCCUGGGGCAACAGUGCGUGCACCUUGCGAGUGGAAUCUACUGGUGCCAUCAUUGGCAGGUGUUGUCCCGACCUCGAUGCGCUGUGUCGUGAUGAUCCACUGGAGCGCCUAGCGCAGGCGCAUUGCAAGAUACGGUCUGAGAAGGAUCGAUUUUUUCUAUGCGACAUGGAGACAUCUCAGGAGGGCACCAGCCUGGAUGGCUACGAGGUGAACAGCCAAUGGGUCGGACCGUUGAAGACGGGCAGCCUGAUCGUUUGUGGCCCACUAAGGAUCAAGAUCCAGCUGAGCGAGAUGGCAAAGGACACGCCGCUGGAUGCAAGCAUCAUGAGACAGAUGUCUUUGAAAAGACCCUUUGGCGAAUCUGAUGAUGAGGACGACCCUGAGUCUGAAUGGCGCAGAAAGGUCUUCCAGCGAACAGACGAGGAUGGCAAACUUGAGGUGAGAAGAAGAAAUGAACAGUACAAGGACCGUGCAGAAGAGCGGCGAAAACGUCACAGUGACAGUGGUGCAGCGAUCGAUACAUUGGUCAACAAGUUUGAGAAGAUCGUUGAGGCCGAGCGUGUGGCUGCGGAGGUUGAAGCUCAACGUGUGGAGAUGCCAGCACAGGAAGAUCAGCGGGAGGCCUGCAUGAAUGUGGAUGGUAGCUUUGUUGGCUCGGUGAAUUUGGAGCGUGCUGGCAUCGGCUUUCACAGUUCCAUGAGUGCAGAGCUCAUCCCCAACGUUUUGGACCCAAAGGCCUUGUCCAGACAGGACUCAUCAAAGCUGAAAAUGCAGAUGCGCUUCAAGCAGGCUCACGAAAGCUGAUUUGAAGUGGUUGCUGUCACCUCCGCAAGUCAUGUUUCACCCAGCUUCAAGGUUGCCGAGUGGGCCCCACAUAUUCGUCACUUUGGGCAAGCAACGCUUUGAGCUGAAGAUAGCUGAAGUAUUGGGAAUUGAC